Molecule: messenger RNA, 2458 nt
Organism: Pecten maximus
Lineage: Eukaryota; Metazoa; Mollusca; Bivalvia; Pectinida; Pectinidae
Product: DNA damage-regulated autophagy modulator protein 2-like
Exons: 9
Coding region: 810-1658 (282 amino acids)
Source: RefSeq, a predicted model, not a curated record
CCAGUGAAAUGGAAGUUCCAGAUGGGGUUCCGAAUGAUAGUGUUAAUUACACAUGGCACUGCGAUGCCCUGUGGUGGAUAAUAUAGAAGAGGUAUCGAUGGUAAUACUUGACCCCACGAGUACACUGAACUACACAGUUGGAAAGAUUCUCGGAAGCUUUGGUUGGGAAAGUUUUCUCUGAAACGAACCCGUUUUAUUUUUCUGUGUUCGUCUCAUGAAAAUUACUUAAUAUUGGUGUGUUUGAUGUGGAGUAUAGAUGAAAGGUUGUGUCUGCUGCUGAAAAAUUCCCUCGUAUUACGUGUAUGGACGCGCACGCUUUGUAGGGUUUGGAGUGUUGCAUAUAUAUAUAUCUACUGUAAAGAUGACGAUGCUUUAGGCUCGACCUAACAACGGUAGAUUCCGUAUGUGUAUAGACACAGGCUAUAUGUUAUAUAUACAUGUGCGUCCUGAGACUCAGUCGUAAAUGUCCACCUCGUGUAUUGUAACAGCUCGUGUGUAUUUCCUAUAUUGUUGUUUAUAAAUAGAAUGACGCAAAGAAUAUGUUCCAUUACUAAUUGUGUAUUGGGAAAACCUGGAAUUAUACAUCAGGACUGACAUUUCAUCAUACUGUGGUGUGUCGCUGAACGGACGUCGUCGUGGUCAACAGCUCCAGGUGAGUUUUGUACAGACAAUCACAGCAGAUACGAUAUCAAUAGUGAGAGAGAAGGUAUCAGACAGGGUCGUCUAAGGCAGUCCCACACAUUCCUCCCGCCGUUAAUUAUAUAUAACCGACAUGCUUCUCGUGGCUGCGAAAGUGCCUGGGACGGUGUAUGUGGCUACUCCCCAUUCUCACGUUUGCCUGGAUCAUAUCUUGGUGUUUUGUGACAUACGGGAUUGCGGUGGCAAAUAAUCACACCUUUCCAGUUUUCCCGUACAUCAGCUAUACUGCGGUGGAGACUCCGGAGCGAGGAAUUUUCACAAUUACCAUAGCUACUGGGGCUAUAUUUCUUGCCGCUAAUGCAGAAAUGCAAUAUCUUUUUAUCAAGAAGCUGUUAUUUAAACAUCGCCCUGCAGAGUCGUUUAAUCUGAAAAGAUGGGUAAAUACAAACCGAGCAGGUCUCUGUCUUGGAAUGAUUUCCGGUUUAGGUUUGCUGUUCGUCGCUUGUUUCCAGGUAGAUACGAUGAAGCCGCCACACUACGCAGGCGCAUUCAUGUGUUUUGGGGCAGCCAUGGUGUACGCAUGGAUACAAGCCAUCAUCACGUGGAAAAUACGUCAGUUUGACAUCAUCAAACACAAAGGAAGGCGGGCAUUCUUGAUAACACAGAUCUGCCAGAUUGCCAGCAGUGUUGUAUCGACAAUACUUUUCAUCACGUUUGCUGUUUCUAAGUAUAAAUACAACAAGGGCAGGGAUGACGGGCUUGGUACGAAAUGGGAUACACUCCGCGCGGUAUUCCUGGUGUCCACUAUCUCGGAGUGGCUGCUCACUUUCUCCGUAACUUUAUUCCUGCUUACCUUCAUACCGGGGUUCUGUAUGUUCUCGCACACCCGCAUCGAAAUUGAAUUCAAACCAUCUCAUUCUGAAAAUGGCGAGGUACGUCUAGGAAAUGGACGCGAGAACACCGACCAUACUGUCCUCAUGGAAACACGGAAUACCCAAAGUGUGCCGAACGAUUUAUAAAAAAGGCCUCUUAUUAUUAUUAAAAAAGAGAAUUUAUGUUAAUGAUGUGUUUUGCAUGAGAUAUAUCUCAUGUAUAUGUAUAUAUUUGAUAUUGUGCUCUUUUGGCAGUUAAAGUGAUAUUACUCCUGUGACAUAUUACGUAUUUUUUAUAUAUAAAUCUAAUGUCUGUUAAUACUGUAUACUGCCUAAACUACUGGUCAUAAAGAUCCUGCUGUCUCUUCUUUUUUCCUGUUAAAAUCGAAAUAUGCAUCAUGUGUAUAUAUACAAUAAAUUGGCAUUUCCUUUAUUGAAAUCAUUGUAAUACUAGUAACUAAUGGGACGACGGCUUACGCCUGUCAUUUACCAUCACACAGAACAGUCUGGGGUGUGUAUAUAUGACACGUGAUUAUGUAACACAUGUAGUUGAAUUAUGAGAUAUUUUAUAGUGAGAAGUCUGGAUAAUGAAUUGGCUGAAUGGUGAGAUGGUUGAAGCAUUGUAAUAUGACUGAAUGGCUGGGUGAGAGGGUUAUAUUGCCAGACGGUUGAAUGAUGAGAAACCUAAUUUUUGCGAUGAUGUUGAAAAAGGUACAAAAAUAAUUCCGUAAAACGGGUCAGGAUGAAUCUCCUGUAGUCAUAACUUUGCGAUAUGAAGAGAAUUUCAUAUAUAUAUAUAUAUUUUGUAGUUCGUCAUUUCCGGUGUAUACUGCUUGUGCAAUCAAAAUUAUAAUCUUUUCUGGAAAUUUCACGUGUGUGUACAAUAAUCAAUACAUUCAAACUAAUAUUCUUACAGAAGUGUCAUUAAACAUAUAUACAGAUGUAUG